This is a messenger RNA of Macadamia integrifolia, 734 nucleotides long. RefSeq names its product 50S ribosomal protein L12, chloroplastic-like. The transcript has 2 exons. Gene Ontology annotation, molecular function: structural constituent of ribosome. Gene Ontology annotation, biological process: translation. Gene Ontology annotation, cellular component: ribosome. The record is from RefSeq and is a predicted model, not a curated record. Lineage: Eukaryota; Viridiplantae; Streptophyta; Magnoliopsida; Proteales; Proteaceae. Bases 1 to 552 code for a protein of 183 amino acids.
AUGGAUUCAUUCAAUACGAGGAUAUCGGCACUUCGUUCGCCGACUUCGACUCCAUCCUCUGCGUGUCCUUCCCAUUCUUCCACCUCUUUCCCGAAGCAAACCCUAGAUUUCCCGAUUCGAAGCCCCAAAUUGUCCCGCAAAGCCAACUUCCUUCCCCCUAUUUGUGCCUUUGCCGUACCAGAGAAAGUAGAGAAGAUUGGAAAUGAGCUCAAAAACCUAACCCUAGAAGAAGCUCGCAGCCUCGUUGACUGGUUACAGGAAGAGCUCGGUGUCUCCGCUGCUGCCUUCGCACCGGCAACUGUUGCCGUAGCGCCUGGUGCCGUUGCCAAUGCGGGACCAGCCGUCGUUGAGGAGCAAACGGAGUUCGAUGUUCUUAUCGAGGAAGUGCCGAGUAACGUGAGGAUUGCAACGAUUAAGGUCGUGAGAGCACUUACGAAUCUGGCGUUGAAGGAAGCGAAGGAGUUGAUUGAAGGAUUACCGAAGAAAUUCAAGGAGGGAACCUCAGAGGAAGGGGGGUGUCGAUCUUCGAAUGAACAUGAUAAAUUUUCAUAGAUUUUUAAGUUGGUGUGUCGGUCGAUCGUGGAAUUGUGCCCCUUUUUUGUUUCGAGAAACAAGCGAAACAAGUAAAACUUGUUUCGUCAUUCAUGUUUCUUGAAGCAUAAAUUGUUAUAAAUUUCAAUUUAUGUUUCAAGAAACAAGUGGAACAGAACACUUUUACCAAACGGUAUUUAUGC